CGGCCAGGGCCGGGCUCCCAGCCUCCUCGCUCUCCACCACUGCUCUCCUCCGGGCCAGGCCAGCCUGUGCUCCACGGGCAGGUGUCCCUCCUGGGCUGGGCGCCAGCUGUCUCGGUGGCCCUGGCUGGCAGGUGCACCUCUGCGUGUUCCUGGCAGGCGGAGGGCAGGGGUUGCGUGUCUCCCAGGCGUGCGUGCUGAGACAGGUGUGAGUCCUCUGGCCGGGUCCCGGCAGGUGUAUUUAUGGACUCAGGUCAUGCUGGCAGGGGGCGUGGCCUCGGCCUCGGGAUUGGCUGGCCUCCCGUCCUCUCCCUGGCGAGCUGGGAGCAGAGGGUGGGGUGGAGCGGGGUCAGUGAGGCCUCCACAGCCUGGGCAGGUCUGGGGCCUCCCAGCCCCCGACUCUGCACCUCAGCCCAGGUCCUCGCACCCUGUGAGCUCACUGAUGUCCCCUCCACAGCCCUCGCUCCUGCCCGCCCACCUCAUGUACAGGACCCGCUGACAUGUGUGUCCAUACAUGUCACCCCAUGUCACACGCAUGGCUCUCCAGACCUGGGAUUCUGCUGCCUCUGGCCCCGCCCCACAGCUUCUGGGUCCAGGGACUGGGUGAGAGGUCAGGGCUGGGAGCACCCCCAAGGAGCAGGGUCAAAGGAAAGGAUGCCUCAGGGACCAGGAGGGUCACAGGACUCGUUUGGGGUGACUGCUGGGGGCACCCUGGGUCACACGCGAGGGACCCUGGAGCCCAAGGAAGCCCUCGACCCCUCGGGGGGCUGGAAAUCUUCCCGGGGGUGGGAGCGGUUUCAGCCGGUCAGGGUGGGUCCUGCAGACCUAGGGGCCGGUGGAGGCCUAGGGCCGGGUUUACCCUAUGGCACAGACUGCACCCCUCACCCACCUAGUGCCUGGACGUCCCCACACCUGACACCGCCCCCCAGCCCUGCAGUCAUGGCAGGUGGCCCCUCCCCUCUGAACGGUGCACACCUGGGCGGACUCAGGGCGUGGGCCCCGCUGCUGACACGUGACCCGACCUUGCCCCUGGUGGGGGUGCUGUGCAUAGGGGGCUCGUGGGGUGUCCUUCCUGGCGGAUGGCCUGCCUCAACCCCGCCCAGCAGGUGGCCUGGGACCCCCGAGACUGCCCAGCUCCAAGCACUAGAGCUGAGACCACAGGGGUCAGAGGUCAGCAUGAGGACCACCAGCCCGAAGAGGUGGGUGCACAGAGUGGGCUGCCUGGGCAGGGACCCCAGGAGGGGCAGCCACGGGGCAGGGGAGAUGGGUGCUGAGGCCCCAUAGGGAGGCUGAGGGUAGGUGACUGUGGAACCGGGGGUGGGGGGAGGGGCAGCACCUGUCUCUGGAGAAGGGAGACCUGGCCUUCGAGAGCGACCAGGGC
Molecule: messenger RNA, 1378 nt
Organism: Myotis davidii
Lineage: Eukaryota; Metazoa; Chordata; Mammalia; Chiroptera; Vespertilionidae
Exons: 2
Coding region: 241-1281 (346 amino acids)
Source: RefSeq, a predicted model, not a curated record